AUGGCAUAACGCUUUUGCCUUGGUGGCCCCAAGGUUUCUGUCCCUUGAAGGAGGGCUGAGGGGGCUGGAAGGGAGGGUGGUAGGUGCGCCUUUGAGGGGAAGGAGGCCUGCUGGUGGGGACAAGAAGGGAAAGGAGGGUGCAUCUGUCCCCCAAGGGAAGGACAGGAAGGCUCUCGUGGCCGCUGUGGAUGCAGUGUUUGUCCAGCUGAAGGCAGCCCCACUCAGUUGACUACCUGAUGAGUGAUUUCCCCCAAGCUGACAGCUGCUCCAACACAUUUCACCUACAAGUCCUGACAAAGUGGUGUGUUCUUAUGGGGCUGUUGCGGCUGCAGCGGGCUUUUGGAAGAAUCUGGAAGAAUGGGGCUGCAGAGGACGACCUUGAUGCAGUCUCUCAGCAUCAGCUCCUUCUCUUCUUGCCAAGCCUCUAGGUGCUUUGGUUUAUGAGAAAUGGGGCUCAUCCUCUCAAACAGCCAUUAUGCUCUUAAUAAUGGUGCUGGAAAUAAAAUCACGGUGUGUGUUUAUGGUUCUGGAGUAAGCCCUUGGACGGGUCUCCCCUCGUGAGUAACCUUGUGAAGAGGCAUGGAGGUGGUAUCUGAAGCCCAAAAAGGUUAAAGGGCACAUCUGGUUUCACGCAGCUCCCGGGGUAAACUUAGGAUUUGGACCCAGGCCUCCUCAGGCCUGGCCCUCCUCCCAUCCACAGGGCCAACAGCGGGGUUGGGAGGCUUUGGGACAGACAAUCUGUGUGUGGGUGGGGGAGGCAGGUGACAAGAAUCAGUCUGUCCUUUGAGGGCUUGCAGGGAUCGAAAUGUGCCUGACAUUCAGCUUUUCCAUAUGAUUUCAAGCAUUUAUUGCCAUAGACCCAAAGCACCAGGGGCAGUGUUACCUUGGAGGAGCUGCUCAGUAAAUACCUCAGGUGCCUUUCCUGGGGAGCAGCAGCACCUGUUUCUUGGGCUUAUCGCUGACCUGCUGCAAUGCUGAGCGACUGCUUUGAGAGGAGGGUUUGGGGGAGACAGGCAUGGAGCACCCUUACCUUUCGGUUUGCCUUUUGCUUCGGACUCUGCUUCUCCUGGGUUCCAAGAUGCCGAGCUUCCAUUUCAAGGAAAACCUUCAUGUCAGUAUAAAACACAGGUAGUCGGAGGUGACGUCUUUGUUGUAGUUGACCUUCCUCUCCAGGAGACAGGGCUGGCGGGGUGGAAGGUGCAAGCAUGUGACAUGCUGGCUUUCGGAGGGGUGGCUGCCCGCGCCUUUGCAGUGGGUGGCUGGGCUGGGCGAAGCCCCGAGGCGGCUUAGGAAGGGUGGACCUGACAGGCCUCAGGAAGACCAGGCGGCUUCUUCAUCUCCCCUGCAUGCAUAUUAUAUUAGCAGGUGGCUGUGCUGUGCGAGCCCUGGGUCCCUGUUCCCUUUGUGCAAAGGCUCAGCAGCCCCUCUGUUUUGUGGGGGAGUCCUGCCAGGCAAGUGUGAGUCCAAACGGAGACCAGGGCCCUAGUGGUGCAGGGGCGGGGUGGGCUGCGUGAUAUUUUCAGAAUUCUCAGAAUGUGCCACUCAAAACUGCAGAUGCUUCCAGCAGGCAGUGGGAAAAUGCAGAGUUUUGGUCUGGUUAGGCCUUGACACUUAGUGUCUUUCGUUUCUUUCCUUCCUUCCUUCCUUCUUUCCUUUCCUUUCUUUUCCUUUUCUUUUUUCCUUCCUUCCUUUUUCGUUUGGUUGAGCCUAGGCUCUCAGUGUCUUUCAUCUUUCAUUCCUUCUCUCCUUUCCUUCUCUUUAAGAAAUCAAUAAGGCAAUCAAUUUUUAUAAGGUUUAGAUGAAUGCAAAUUAUUGUUUAAGUUUUAAAAGUUUAUAAAAAGAGUUACCUUCUGACAAAAGAGCCAGAAUACCAUCCCUUUCAAUGGGCACUGUGUCUAUAGCUUGUCUCCCCAGUCUUCAGCGUGGGUUAAAUUAGCCCUCACAAAAUGUCACAUUUUCCUGGCACAGCCAUCUGGGUAUUUGAUGAGGGCUUUGCAGUGCUGGGCAGGAACUGUGAGCUGUGGAAGCCACCAGUUGUGAGCCGUGAGACAGCCACUGGUGUUAGAGCUAGAACAGUGAUCAGACCUGAGCGCCACAGAUUGCUUCCAGGCCUUGGGUAGCGUGCAGGGAGUCUGGCUGGUAGGCGGGAGGCUUGCUCCUGUCCCUGGCAAAGGUUGGGAGAAGGUAGAGAGAAAAUUGUGAUGUUGCACAAAGGAAGCAAGAGCUGGCUGUCUCACAGGGAGAAGUCUGGGUCCUGGAACACCUGCCCAGUCAGCAAUGGGUGGCAUUGGUGAGGGUUUUUAGUAAGAAAUGAUGUUCCUUUGGAGCUGCCCCCCUUUUCUAUCUUGAGUCUCUGGGUUGGACCUCCAUCUGUCCUCCUGUCUUCUUGGAGACAGCUGGGGCUUCAGAGUGGGGGUGGCAUGAUUAGGGGUGAUGUGGCCCCUCCCUCCUGGGACUGUGGGUGACCCGGUUUGCGGGAGGUGGCCUUCUCCCCGGCUCCCAGCCCUAAGGCAAAUGCAGUGAGUGGAUCUGGGUCUGCUCCCAUCCCCACAGAUACCUCGCUGACUGGCUUUGAUCCUUAUUUAAACACAUUCCAUGAGUAUUAAGAUGACAGACACAUUGGUUUUGCUCCAAGCAAGUAGCCAUCCACCUUAGAGGGGCCCUGGGCCCUAAGGACAGGUAGAAGUUUGAAAGAGAGUAAGCCACAAGCCUUGCUGUUUCUUCUGAGAGCCCCGGAUGGGCCGGGUUUCUCUCCAUCUCACUCACCCCUUCUCCUGUUUUCAUUUUACCCAAAAGAAACUUGAGUCUCCUAGAAAUGAAGUGCCUCCUGGUCGCAUGGCUUCUUAGUGACAGGACUAGAAUUUAUGUCUUUUGAUUACCAGUUGAGCGCCUUUUCUGCUCUUCUGUAUUACCAUGAUCAGAGCUAAAUUGUUUUCUUUGAUUAUCUAAAUGCAUAUUUUACUAUAAGGAAGCAUGAGAUUGGGUGUGAAUAAUACUUUUUGAUGUAGGAGCAGGAUGAAGGGACGAAGCCAACUGGGGACAAUUGUGUAGCAAUACCUGAGAGCCUGGAGUUGUGAUCACAACAGAACACAAAUAUGUGCUAUAGCAAGGACCCCCUGCACUACCCUUCUCAGUUUCAAGAAGAAGUCAUUCUGCCUGUGUAAUUUUAUUAGGCCGAGACUUUUUCCGAUGGUUUAUUUUUCCGUUUGCUCACAGCCCAUAGGAGUGAGCCUGGGAGGGAAGCCAACACGUUUGCACUAUUUACCUACUCUCUGACUUUGGAACUUAGCAAAUCUGCUGUGUGUGGCUUUGUUUUGCCGAGUUUUACAAAUCAGGACCAUACAUUGUAGGCACAUCAGCUCACUUGGAGGGACCUAAUAGCUGAUUGUUGCUUUGAUAACUAUCUGUACAAAUAUUUAUAUGUUUCUGAUAGUCUUAAGUUGCAUUGUUGCAACAUGCAAAGCUGUCAGGUUUCCAGGACUUCUGGUAGUAAAGCUUCUCCAUGGAGUGAGGCUUAUUUUCGAUCUGACCUUUCCUCUCUGAAACCUUGUUAGCCUGUGAUUUUACCCAGUGCAACACAAGUCGUGGAGAAAGAAAUGUUAAUAUUACUCUGUUCCCAUCAUUCACUUGUAAAGUAACUGGAAGAAGAGGCCAUGCUGGAAUGUAGAGAGACUGGUGUAACUUCUCAGAAUGCAUCUUCCUGAUGCCCCUUCUUAAAUUUUCACAUGAAAUGAAGCACAUUGCUGUUAACAAGGAAGUAGUAUAGUACUUCGGAAAGACCUUUUUCCCUGCCACUCAGGCGAACACCUGAAAGAGAUCCUGUAAACCGUUUGGAAGUGACUAAUGCUAUUACAAAAGUGUCCUUCUUUUCCCUGAAGGACCCAUGGCUUCCUGGACAGUUACUUGUCAGUUUACAGAUCAUUAAGGAUUAGAGCUGCUAGACUAUGAACUCCUUGAGGCCAAGGAACGAGGCAAUGAAUGAAUGAAAUUGGCUGCUGUUACUUAUCCAGUAGACUGAAGAUAGUACUUCUGGAAUGAUGAUGUAAAUAAGUGCAAAAUUGGAUAUUCAGUGAUACCUUCCCAGAAAUGGGUCUUGUUUUGGAAGAUGCACCCAAGGGUGUCUUGUUUGGGAGAGGCUCAUGUAGUGGUCAGAGACCUCUAUUGAUUUAGUCGACCAUGGUUGGGACAAGCAGGUGAAGCCUUUCCCAUGUUACAGUUGAAGACCCAGAAGUGCUUGUGAGCCCAUGGGGCAAAGUUACUGGGUUCUAGAUGGUCCUGUAUUCCUGCUCUGGGCUGAGUAUUUCACAGACACUAUUUUAAUCAGUUUCCACAGCAACCCCAGGAGGCUGGCAGUACAAUAUUGGUAUGUGCAUUUUACUGAUGAAGAAACUGAAGCUCAGAGUGGUUAAGGAGCUGUGCUGAGUUACAUGGCCGUAAGGUCAUGGUAGAUGAAGAUUCCAGAAUCUAAUGAGGGAGCUCAAGUGCCCACCCUGCUGUGCCUGAAUUCAGGUGCCCCACUCUGAGCUCUGGGUUUGUGGUUCCAGGCCCGUCAGCCUUAUACCUGGCCCACUGGCAGGUGCUGUCUCUGGGGGUAGCAGCAUUAGUCUGGCUCUGGGCUUGGUCCCUAGGGGGUUGGAGGGGUGGCGUGCCCGUAGUUUAUACCUAGUGCUUUCUACUCUCGCCCAUCUUUCACAGGGCCUCACCCUCUUUUCCUACCAGAGACACUGUCUGCCUGGCUCCUGGGCAGGCUGCCUGUUCCGAUGUGCAUUCCUGCUGAUGUACAUUCCUGCCAGGAUUAUUGCUCUGGCCAGGCCACGGCCGCUCCCCACCUGGUCCUCUGCAGACAUGUCUGUCAGCCUGCAGGGGUGUGGCUCAUAGGCGGAGAAGUCAGAGGUGGCUCAGCCUGAGGGGACUGGUCCCGGGGAACCUCACCUGUCUGCUAUCUCCUCCCCACCUGGGCUGGCCUUGGGGAGUUUCACUCUCAGGACCACUUCUCUAAACACAGCCCUGCUGCUGCCCAGGUGCUACCCCCAGACCUUUCGGGGCCUCUGGGUUUUCCAGCUCGGCCGGAGGUGCAGGACUGUGGGAGUCCCAACCCUCAGUGCCCUGGGCAGAGCCCUGACAUGCAAUCGCUCUGGCAAGCAGCCUUAGGCAGGCCUGGGCAGAGGAGCGAGAGGAGCAAGAGGAGCGAGGGGAGCUGUGGCAGACCAGACGAGAGACAAAAGCCAGCUGGAGAGCGAGCCGCCCCGCCGCUGGCGGUGGGAUGGGUGCCCCUGCGGAGGGGCUGGCCCCAAAGCCUGCGGGCGGGGAGGAGUCAGGUUGGUGCCUGCUCCCUCAGAGUCUCUGAUCCGCUGGAGGCUAGCCAGCUGCUGGGGCUGUGUGGGGGCAGUGAACACAGGGUCUUGGAGUCUUGAUGGUUAUGGCAGGGAAGUGGUGGAGGAAGGCUGAGAUGGUGGAGUACUGGCAGCCUUGGCCCCUGCCCCCUUCCCCACACACACUGUGGCCCAGGUGUUGCCCCCUGACCCCCAGCUGUUUCAUGGCAGCUGCUCCCUUCAAGGCUGAACAGUUUUCUUCACGACGUCCACACACUUUGGUCCGGGGCAGGGGGGUCUCAUGAUCCUGGGGCCGGAGGGUAGGUGCAGGGCGGUUGGCGAACAUUGUCUUAAGAAGGCAGCCCUUUGAAAGCCUGUAAAGCCAGGUGCAUCUGAGUUCCUUUGUUGACUGGGUGGCCUGAAACAAGUUGACCAACUCCACUGAGCCUCAGGCUCCUUACCUGUAAAAUGGGUCUAAUUACCUUUCUGUCCACAGGGAAGAGAUGUUCCGCUCGACUCUCGCUUGCUCAGACGUGUUACAGAAUGUGUGUCUUUUCCCGGAGGUAGUGCUCUGGAGGGCAAAAGGUGGGGUUGUCUUGGGCCAUGAGCCCCAGCACUGUGGGCUGAGAGUGUGGCAGAGAUAGAGCGGGACCCCUGGCGGUCUGCUGGAGGGCACUGGCUGCUGACCUUGCUCAGCACGUAUGGCUGGCCAGAGCUCCCCCUGGCCUCCUCGGGCUCUGUGGCCAGACAUUGUCCUACAAGCUUGUUGGCUUCGGUCCAAAGAUGGGAAAAGGUCACGGCAGCCCUAAGAACCUGAGUUCCAGGGGACAUGCCAUGGGGUCAUCUCCCAGCUGGGUUGCCACUGUAGUGUUCUUCCUUUUCGGUGCCCGUGUGCAGAGAGAGUCAGAGGAAGUGAAAAUGGGGAGGAGCUGCUGCUCCUGUCUCGCCUCCCCUCACCCCACUUGUUUCCUGUUCCAGCAGAGAAACGUCAUUUCUCUGUGAGUUGGACAAUCAUCUGAGGUUGAUCAAGGUUUAUGGGUGAUUCAGAGAGAUGCAUAAGAUAAACUUCUGCACUGGAGGGGCCUCUCCUCCCCUCGUUCUGCACAUGGAGCUCUAAUCCCCACGCCCGGGAUGAGUGCAGAAUAUGCCCCGCAGGGUAUUUGUAAAGAUGAGCCCAGCAGCUACACAUGUACAACUUGCAAACAGCCAUUCACCAGUGCAUGGUUUCUCUUGCAACACGCACAGAACACUCAUGGAUUAAGAAUCUACUUAGAAAGCGAACACGGAAGUCCCCUGACCCCGCGGGUUGGUAUCCCUUCAGGACUAGGUGCAGAAUGUCCUUCCCAGCCACCUCUCCAUGGGAUUCAUAUUGCAGACAAUAACCCCUUUAACCUGCUAAGAAUACCAGGAUCAGUAUCGAGAGAGGCUUCCGGCCUGGCAGAAGGGCGCUUUCCACCCACUCCCCCCCUGUUUAGUCCACCACCGAGACAUCACUUGGACCCCCACCGCAUAGAGCGCCUGGGGGCAGAAGAGAUGGCCCUGGCCACCCAUCACCCGAGUGCCUUUGACAGGGUGCUGCGGUUGAAUCCAAUGGCUAUGGAGCCUCCUGCCAUGGAUUUCUCUAGGAGACUUAGAGAGCUGGCAGGGAACACGUCUAGCCCACCGCUGUCCCCAGGCCGGCCCAGCCCUAUGCAAAGGUUACUGCAACCAUUCCAGCCAGGUAGCAAGCCGCCCUUCCUGGCGACGCCCCCCCUCCCUCCUCUGCAAUCCGCCCCUCCUCCCUCCCAGCCCCCGGUCAAGUCCAAGUCAUGCGAGUUCUGCGGCAAGACGUUCAAAUUUCAGAGCAACCUGGUGGUGCACCGGCGCAGCCACACGGGCGAGAAGCCCUACAAGUGCAACCUCUGCGACCAUGCGUGCACGCAGGCCAGCAAGCUGAAGCGCCACAUGAAGACGCAUAUGCACAAGUCGUCCCCGAUGACGGUCAAGUCUGACGACGGCCUCUCCACCGCCAGCUCCCCGGAACCCGGCACCAGCGACUUGGUGGGCAGCGCCAGCAGCGCGCUCAAGUCCGUGGUGGCCAAGUUCAAGAGCGAGAAUGACCCCAACCUGAUCCCGGAGAACGGGGACGAGGAGGAAGAGGAAGACGACGAGGAAGAAGAAGAAGAGGAGGAAGAGGAGGAGGAGGAGCUGACAGAGAGCGAGAGGGUGGACUACGGCUUCGGGCUGAGCCUGGAGGCGGCGCGCCACCACGAGAACAGCUCGCGGGGCGCGGUGGUGGGCGUGGGCGACGAGGGCCGCGCCCUGCCAGACGUCAUGCAGGGCAUGGUGCUCAGCUCCAUGCAGCACUUCAGCGAGGCCUUCCACCAGGUCCUGGGCGAGAAACAUAAGCGCGGCCACCUGGCCGAGGCCGAGGGCCACAGGGACACUUGCGACGAAGACUCGGUGGCCGGCGAGUCGGACCGCAUAGACGAUGGCACUGUUAACGGCCGCGGCUGCUCCCCAGGCGAGUCGGCCUCGGGGGGCCUGUCCAAAAAGCUGCUGCUGGGCAGCCCCAGCUCGCUGAGCCCCUUCUCCAAGCGCAUCAAGCUCGAGAAGGAGUUCGAUUUACCCCCGGCCGCGAUGCCCAACACGGAGAACGUGUACUCUCAGUGGCUCGCCGGCUACGCGGCCUCCAGGCAGCUCAAAGAUCCCUUCCUUAGCUUCGGAGACUCCAGACAAUCGCCUUUCGCCUCCUCGUCGGAGCACUCCUCGGAGAAUGGGAGCUUGCGCUUCUCCACGCCGCCCGGGGAGCUGGACGGAGGGAUCUCGGGGCGCAGCGGCACGGGAAGUGGAGGGAGCACGCCCCAUAUUAGUGGUCCGGGCCCGGGCAGGCCCAGCUCAAAAGAGGGCAGACGCAGCGACACUUGUGAGUACUGUGGGAAAGUCUUCAAGAACUGUAGCAAUCUCACUGUCCACAGGAGAAGCCACACGGGCGAAAGGCCUUAUAAAUGCGAGCUGUGCAACUAUGCCUGUGCCCAGAGUAGCAAGCUCACCAGGCACAUGAAAACGCAUGGCCAGGUGGGGAAGGACGUUUACAAAUGUGAAAUUUGUAAGAUGCCUUUUAGCGUGUACAGUACCCUGGAGAAACACAUGAAAAAAUGGCACAGUGAUCGAGUGUUGAAUAAUGAUAUAAAAACUGAAUAGAGGUAUAUUAAUACCCUCCCUCACCCCCACCUGACACCUCUUUUUUUCCACCACCCGCCCCUUUCCCUAGCGCCCUCCAGCCCCACACCCUGUAGGAUUUUUUUCUAGUCCCAUGUGAUUUAAACAAACAACAAACAAACAAACAAAUAACGAAGCUAAGAAUAUGAGAGUGCUUGUCACCAGCACACCUGUUUUGUUUUUUUUGGUUUUUUUUUUUUUUUUUUCUUUUUUCUUUUUUCUUUUUUUCCUUUAUGUUCUCACCGUUUGAAUGCAUGAUCUGUAUGGGGCAAUACUAUUGCAUUUUACGCAAACUUUGAGCCUUUCUCUUGUGCAAUAAUUUACAUGUUGUGUAUGUUUUUUUUUUUGUUUUGUUUUUUUUUUUUAAAUUUAGACAGCAUGUAUGGUAUGUUAUGG
Sus scrofa (pig) is the source of this 8909-nucleotide messenger RNA. Lineage: Eukaryota; Metazoa; Chordata; Mammalia; Artiodactyla; Suidae. The record is from RefSeq and is a predicted model, not a curated record.